UACUCGGCUCACCUCCUCUGGGUGGAGGUCGUGGGUUGGCCGGAAGAGGGCUGGCCAUGCCGGGAGAACAGGAGGAAGAGGAGGAGGAGGAGGAGGAAGAGAGAGAGAUGCAAGAGGAGAUGGUGCUGCUGGUGAAGGGCGAGGAAGAAGAGGGUGAGGAGAAAUAUGAAGUGGUCAAGCUGAAGAUUCCAAUGGAUGGCAAGGAGAUUCCAGGCACAGCCCCUGAGCCUCCAGCAGACCCGGCCCGGCCCCACGCCUGUCCCGAAUGUGGCCGUGCCUUUGCCCGCCGCUCUACCUUGGCCAAGCACGCUCGCACCCACACCGGCGAGCGUCCGUUUCCCUGUCCCGAGUGUGGGCGCCGCUUCUCCCAGAAAUCCGCGCUCACCAAGCACGGCCGCACCCACACGGGCGAAAGGCCCUAUGCGUGUCCUGAGUGCGAAAAGCGCUUUUCGGCCGCCUCAAACCUGCGGCAGCACCGACGCCGGCACACGGGCGAGAAGCCCUAUGCCUGCCCCCAGUGUGGGCGCCGGUUUGCCCAGAGCUCCAACUACGCCCAGCACCUCCGCGUGCACACCGGCGAGAAGCCCUACACCUGCCCAGACUGCGGGCGAGGCUUCGGGGGCAGCUCCUGCCUGGCGCGGCACAGGCGCACCCACACGGGCGAGCGGCCCUACUCCUGCCCCGAGUGCGGAACGAGGUUUGCCCAGAGCUCGGCCUUGGCCAAGCACCGCCGGGUGCACACCGGCGAGAAGCCCCACCGCUGCCAGGUGUGCGGCCGGGGCUUCGGGCACCGCUCCAACCUGGCGGAGCACGCCCGCACCCACACGGGCGAGCGGCCCUACCCCUGCCCUGAGUGCGGCCGCCGCUUUCGCCUCAGCUCCCACUUCAUCCGCCACCGAAGGGCCCACCUGAGGAGGAGGCUGUACAUCUGCGAGGGCUGCGGCCGAGGCUUCAAGCUGGCGGCCGGCGUGGGGAGAGUCGGGGGCAACGAGAGAACCGACCGGUGCCCUGAGUGCGAGGGGAGCUGAGGGCGGAGAACCUGGGGGGCGGCACCUGUGUCCCCUGGGAAGGGGUGGGGAAGGAGCAGGAGAGGAGCCCCCACUCCCAGGGAGAGGGAGCAGGGAGGCAGGUUCCUCUCCACUGAACGGGAGAACUUUGGGAGAAGUUCCUGCAUCCGGCACAGGAGGAGGGUGUCAGCAGUACGCCGUCUCCAGAAGGCCAGGAGAGUUUCCGAGGGAGCGGAGCCGCCGUGGUGGGCCCCUGACCUCCAGCCCUGCCUACCUGGGCCCUCCCCUUCCUUCUCACUGAGUCUCUUGCUUUUUACUCUGCAAAUGUAGAAUUUAAGGGAGAAGGGUGGGAACCAGUUUGAGCAAAGAACUGGGGACCCCUAAGCCAAGGGCUCCCAGGGAUGCUUCCAGCUUGGGGGGGGGGAGGAGGAGGAGGAGGAGGAGGAGGAGGAAGGCAGGGGCCUGUGUUACCCAUGAACUAGCCCCUCCCACGUCCGACACGCAGUGGGCCUGUGUUCAUGAAUAAAGUAUUAUCCUCCUGUUA
Molecule: messenger RNA, 1551 nt
Organism: Gracilinanus agilis (Agile Gracile Mouse Opossum)
Lineage: Eukaryota; Metazoa; Chordata; Mammalia; Didelphimorphia; Didelphidae
Gene: ZNF771
Product: zinc finger protein 771
Exons: 3
Coding region: 57-1028 (323 amino acids)
Biological process (GO): regulation of immune system process; negative regulation of transcription by RNA polymerase II; regulation of cytokine production
Source: RefSeq, a predicted model, not a curated record